Pan troglodytes (chimpanzee) is the source of this 2268-nucleotide messenger RNA. RefSeq lists its product as uncharacterized. The coding region runs from base 787 to 1116 and encodes 109 amino acids. The record is from RefSeq and is a predicted model, not a curated record. NCBI's taxonomy places the organism in Eukaryota, Metazoa, Chordata, Mammalia, Primates, Hominidae. The transcript has 6 exons.
GUGGGCGGGAGGAUGACUCUGAGGCUCUCGGAUUGGCUGGGAAGCCUCUCUCUGGCUGAGCGAACGGUGGGUGCUGCGCAUGCUCAUCUACAGAAACGCCGCUUGGCCUUUGGACUACACCGUCUGUCGCUCUAACGAGCCGGCGUCGCCGCCAGGGGACGCUCGGGCCGCAGGAAGGUCGCUGGGUCGUGAGCUGGCGCCGGGGACGCCGAGCGACUGCGGGGUUUCCCUCAGCGUCCUGCUAUCCGGCUGCCCGCCGCGCUCCUUGGUAGUGUCCGUGGGAGCGCAGGCCUUGAAGAACCUCCUCGUGGCGGGCCCCCGAGCGCAGGAGAGGUGUCAAAGAGCUGGCGCGUCUCCAGAGCCCCGGGAGGAAGGCUGUAACGGCAGCCCCAUCGUAGACAGGGACAUUCGCAUCCCGAGCCCUGGAUCUCUGAAAACCAGCCCAGAAUUUGGAAGCUGGAAGGAACUUUAGAUCGUCCAUUCUGAGUGUCUCUCUUCGCUGGCGUUUUCCCACUGAGGUUAUGUAAACAUGAAGAGGAGCCUACAAGUGUCAAGGAAAAAACGACAGCUAACCACAGGGCAGGCCAUGGGCAAGAUAUCUCAGUGUUCUCCGCUCUCAUAGGUCAGCCCACAGGGGAGACGGUCAAGCCAGUAUGGGGGCUAAUGAAUAAAUGCUACACUGUGCCCACUCAGGUGGGUAAGGGCUGGCACUCCUCUUCCCCUGGAGUGGGGCGGCUGUGCUGGCACCCUUGGCAGACACACUAAGGGGGACUGCACCUGGAAAGGAUGGGCCAGUCGGGGCAGGACUACUCAUCACUCAUAGUGUGGGUGUCAGGGUUGUGUCACCCCUCCCACCUCCCUCUGAAGAGACGCAAAGUCAAGAGUAGGAAGAAGCCAACCUCUGAGGUCAUGACCCCCAGGAGACCUGGAGGACUGAAUGCUGCUGUCCCCAAGGAGGAGGCUGCCGUCUUAUCCCAGGAGGGAGAGCAGGAAAAUAAAAAGGUUCAAAAGGAAGUUGCUGCGUAUCCAUCUGAGGCCUCUGAGGACAGCAAAGAGCAAAGGCCCUGGGACCGGGUCUCCGUGCCCAUGACAGAGCUCUGGCUGGACUGGUUCUGAGCCUCUAACACCCCCAAGACUCAGAACCGUGAAGAAAAUCUUUCCAAUAAAUCCAAGAGUUGCUGCUGCUAUAGGCCAGGCUGCCACCUUUCGGGGCCUCCGUCUUCAGACAAACCCAGCCUGGCUUCAUCCACACUCCCUGUCCCCACAGCUGCAGGAACAGCACUUCCUGCCACCGAGCCAUGUGACCACAGUGGAUUGUCUCUGGAGGGGCCCAAGGGGGCCCUGGCCACCCUUCUGACUGACUCGGUGCCAGAGGACAGACCAACGUUCCUCUCGUGCUGACAGCCGGGCCGCACCCUGGCAUGAGGGCAUUUACAGAAAUGCUGGCGGAACUGCUGCCAGGGAGGCUGUAGGGUCCUCUGGCAAAAGAGGCCUCAGGUGGCUCCUCAGAGUGUCUGGUUCUCUGUCCCAGGCUGUUCCCUAAGAAGGUCUGCCCAGGACUCAGGUAAUCAUAUGCUCAUUAGAAACUCUUGGGCACUGCCUGUGUGCCCAGCCCAGCCCAUUAUGUCGGUGAGGACAGACGUGGAGGACAGCAGUCCCUGCCCUUGGUUGGGGCUCCAGGCCAGCAAGGGCCACAGCCCCAGAAGGCAGAGCAGGAAGACAGGACUCGGGGCAGGUGAAGCAGCCUUCUCGUUGGCAGAAGGGAAACAGAAGCCCAGGGUGGGGAAGGGUGGGCCCGGGGUCACACGGGGUAAUGGCAGAGCCAGGACUAGGGUCAGGGUCUCUGGCUCUCAGCUGCCCAUGCCACCUCCUCCUCCUCUGCCCGCCCCAGUGCCUUAUGGGUCCAAGGUUGACUCCUGUCCCUAGGGCAGGCCUGUGGGCCCUGCCUGAUCCCUACUGGGAGGAUGAUACCUAGGGUUGGAGCCAAACAAGUGUCCUCCUCCAGCACCAGCCUGGCCCUGAGUGCGAACUCGUCACUGGUCAGGGGUAUGUACAGCAGCAUCCCUGAGGGCCCAGAGAGGUGGCCAGUCCUGUGGUGAGGUGACGAGGCUGAGGGCGGUGGCUCAGUCCUGGGCUUCCAUGGGGCCUUCCUUCCCAGGGAACGUUCUGGCACCUGCCGACUGAGCCCUGGGAGGUAGCCCUGGCAUAUAGCUCCCUGACGCCAUGAUUUGUCUUCCGUUUUGGGGUGUCAUAUAUGAAGGGAGGUGA